Messenger RNA from Penicillium lagena, 1266 nucleotides. Its product is annotated as glycoside hydrolase family 64 protein. The record is from RefSeq and is a predicted model, not a curated record. The transcript has a single exon. Lineage: Eukaryota; Fungi; Ascomycota; Eurotiomycetes; Eurotiales; Aspergillaceae. The coding region runs from base 1 to 1266 and encodes 421 amino acids.
AUGGCAACUUUUAAUAUUGAUUUGGUGAACAACACCGGUUCCGAUACCGCAUAUGCCUACAUCACCGGCCAGGCCAUUGACAAUAACAAUGCGCUGUUCCUACUGCAGUCGGACGGCACCACAGCCUACUACCCGACCUCGCCGUCGGCGACCGGUAGCGCGCUCUCGGCGAACUGUGCCAUUCCCUUAGGCGCAAAUGGCAGCACCAAGACCGUCACGAUCCCCCAUCUGGCGGGCGCGCGACUGUGGUUUAUCCGCGACGCCGAGCUGACCUUCUACUUGAAUCCGGGUCCCGAACUGGUUGAGCCCUCGUCAUCCAACACGUCGGAUGUUAAUUACAACCUUUACUGGGACUUCUGUGAAUUCACCUGGAACGCGGAGCAGCUCUAUGUCAACAUCACCAUGGUGGACUUUGCGUGUCUGCCCAUUGCGCUGUCCCUCACCAACACCUCUGGCACAACCACAACCGCAAAGGGUCUGCCUGCUGACGGGCUUGCCACCAUCUGCUCCGCUCUGCAGGCGCAGAAUGCCAGUGACGGUGCCGGCUGGGACAAGCUGGUGGUAACCACUGGCGGCGCGAACCUGCGCGCCAACUCACCCAACACGGGGAUCUCCCUGGACAGCUCACUGUUCAGCACCUACUGGCAGCCCUAUGUCACUCAGGUGUGGUCCAAGUACGCCGGUGCUACCCUGUCGGUCGACACGCAGGCUUCCGCUGGUACUCUCACGGCGACGGUCUCCGGCGACACGCUGACCUUCUCGUCCGACUCCAUCACCUACGGACAGCCGGCGAGCGCCGACAUUUUCAGCAACAGCUCCGGCGUCUUCGCUGUCUCCGGCGAUUCCACCAAGGACGCCGUCACCGCGCGUCUUGCGGCGGCGUUUAAUCGGUCCACCCUGUUGAUCGACACUGCCCAACCCGAUAACGAGGUGAUUGCCGAUUACUAUAAAACCUCCAUCACGAACCACUACGCUCGCAUCAUCCACGCGACUGCUCUGGAUGGCAAGGGCUAUGCGUUCCCGUAUGAUGAUGUGGCCCCUUCAGACGCUACGAAUGUCUCCGGUGCUGUCUUCGACGGGAGCCCCAAGUCGUUGACAGUCACCGUUGGCGGACCGACCAGCGACUCUACCAAGAAGAGCACGAACCAGGGUGAUAGUGUCCCAGCUCAGAGCGGACAGAACGACCAGGGAAACCACGGUGCUCAGAAAAAGGACCGACUCGCUGGGGUGAAGAAGUUCAUGCGCAAGCUGUCGUGUAAGAACUGA